Messenger RNA from Seriola aureovittata, 2573 nucleotides. It is a transcript of the gene atp6v1b2a, whose product is annotated as ATPase, H+ transporting, lysosomal, V1 subunit B, member a. Bases 82 to 1593 code for a protein of 503 amino acids. The record is from RefSeq and is a predicted model, not a curated record. Gene Ontology annotation, biological process: proton transmembrane transport; ATP metabolic process. The transcript has 14 exons. Lineage: Eukaryota; Metazoa; Chordata; Actinopteri; Carangiformes; Carangidae. Gene Ontology annotation, molecular function: ATP binding; proton-transporting ATPase activity, rotational mechanism. Gene Ontology annotation, cellular component: proton-transporting V-type ATPase, V1 domain.
UGCUGUCAUAUCUGUUAUUCUGCGUCAGUUAGCAAAGCACCUCGACCAACGUUACCUCGGGUUUUCCUCCUUUAUCCGGCGAUGGCAACACUUGUGGCAAACAGGGCGAUGGACGUCAACGGCUUGGCAGCUGCUGCGAGGACACACAGUCAGGCUGUGUCAAGAAAUUACAUCUCUCAGCCCAGGCUAACUUACUCCACUGUGUCAGGUGUAAAUGGACCGCUUGUCAUCCUGGAUAAUGUGAAGUUCCCAAGAUACGCAGAGAUUGUUCACCUGACCCUGCCAGACGGCACCAAGAGGAGUGGGCAGGUCCUGGAGGUGAUCGGAACCAAGGCAGUUGUCCAGGUGUUUGAGGGAACAUCAGGCAUUGAUGCCAAGAAGACGGCCUGCGAGUUCACUGGUGAUAUCCUGCGGACCCCAGUGUCAGAGGACAUGCUGGGGCGUGUGUUCAACGGCUCAGGAAAACCCAUUGACCGUGGGCCCAGUGUUCUGGCUGAGGACUACUUGGAUAUUAUGGGUCAGCCCAUCAAUCCUCAGUGCCGUAUCUACCCCGAGGAGAUGAUCCAGACCGGCAUCUCCGCCAUUGAUGGCAUGAACAGCAUCGCUAGAGGACAGAAGAUCCCAAUUUUCUCAGCUGCUGGGCUGCCACACAAUGAGAUUGCUGCUCAGAUCUGUCGCCAGGCUGGCCUGGUGCAGAAAUCCAAGGAUGUGAUGGACUAUAGUGCUGAGAACUUUGCCAUUGUCUUUGCAGCCAUGGGGGUCAACAUGGAGACCGCUCGCUUCUUCAAGUCUGACUUUGAGGAGAACGGCUCUAUGGACAACGUCUGCCUGUUCCUGAACCUGGCCAACGACCCCACCAUCGAGCGUAUCAUCACCCCGCGCUUGGCCCUGACUACAGCCGAGUACCUGGCCUACCAGUGUGAGAAGCACGUCCUGGUCAUCCUGACUGACAUGAGCUCGUACGCUGAGGCUCUGAGAGAGGUCUCUGCUGCCCGAGAAGAGGUGCCUGGCCGUCGAGGCUUUCCUGGCUACAUGUACACUGAUCUGGCCACCAUCUACGAGCGUGCUGGCCGUGUGGAGGGCAGAAACGGCUCCAUCACUCAGAUCCCCAUCCUCACCAUGCCCAAUGAUGACAUCACCCAUCCCAUCCCUGAUCUGACUGGAUACAUCACAGAGGGUCAGGUCUACGUUGACAGACAGCUACACAACAGACAGAUCUACCCACCCAUCAACGUGUUGCCCUCACUGUCUCGUCUGAUGAAGUCGGCCAUCGGCGAGGGGAUGACCAGGAAGGACCACGCUGAUGUCUCCAACCAGCUGUAUGCCUGUUACGCCAUUGGUAAGGACGUCCAGGCCAUGAAGGCUGUGGUGGGAGAGGAGGCCCUCACCUCUGAUGAUCUGCUCUACCUCGAGUUCCUGCAGAAGUUUGAGAAGAACUUCAUCGCUCAAGGCCCCUACGACAACAGGACGGUAUAUGAGACCCUGGACAUCGGCUGGCAGCUGCUGAGAAUCUUCCCCAAGGAGAUGCUGAAGAGGAUUCCUCAGAGCACGCUGGCCGAGUUUUACCCCAGGGAGUCUGCCGUCCGUCACUAAGGCACACCAAGGGAUGUUCUUGUUCUAGCUCCACACACCAUCCUACCCACCUUCCUCCUCCCCCUUUAUUCCCUUCUUUCAUCUCAUUUUGCAGCCCUUCACUUCCUGGUGCUCAGAGCCUGAUGGUGUUGAACCAGUACCCAUCUCAAACUUCAUCUUCUCUCUCUCCACUGGUCUUUUUACCUCCACUUCUUCUCUUUCCUGUGAAUCAACUCACCCCAACGCCAUCCCCCACUUCUUCCCUUUCCUGAACGAGAACAGGGCAAUAACCCCCCUCUAUAGAUGUACUGUAGUGUAUCUGUGUCCAGAAGUUGUGUAUGGGAAGUGUCUAUGGAUUUAAUAUCUACCCUUGAUCAAAAAAACAUGAACAUAUCCUUAAAAUGAUAGAUCAGUCUCUAUUUAUUGGGAUGUUACUGCUGAAUAUCCCCUUAUUAUUUUUUUUUUUUUUAAUUUUAUUUUUUUUUUACAAUAAAUGAUAUGUAAUAUCCACCCCCACUGAAAAGGGAGGUUUCCAUCAGAAGAAAGAUGUUUCUAUAUGGAUGUUGACAAAAUAAUAAAUGCCCUAAAAUCCUGUCAGUACAUGACAGUGAUUUUACAGUCUGGGAUUUCUCUUACUUUGUCCACUUCCUGUUUAUUGUUUCAUAAAGAAAACUGCUGUAUUUUGUGGCGUCAGGUUUGCUGUUAAUUAAAUCAGAUAGACUCUGGCCACAGGCAGCGUUCACAUGUUUGUCUAUUGCCUCCAGUACUUUGACUCUUUCUUCCCUCUUGCUUCCUCUACCUUGCUCUUGAGAGAAUACAGUGGAUGUUAAGAUUAUUCGUGUUAAAUUGUUUGAUUUGUAUUUAGUUGUGAUUUGUAUUAUAAAAAAGAGGAUACAAAAGUAUGCUAAACAUUCCCGUCUGUCUGCAGAAACUAAUUCUUUGUUGUGCAACCAUAAUGGUUUUGUGAGUUUGUGUCCAUGAAUAAAUUAAAUUAUGAGAAA